Molecule: messenger RNA, 5927 nt
Organism: Medicago truncatula (barrel medic)
Lineage: Eukaryota; Viridiplantae; Streptophyta; Magnoliopsida; Fabales; Fabaceae
Product: eukaryotic translation initiation factor 4G
Exons: 10
Coding region: 246-5588 (1780 amino acids)
Cellular component (GO): eukaryotic translation initiation factor 4F complex
Molecular function (GO): translation initiation factor activity; protein binding; mRNA binding
Source: RefSeq, a predicted model, not a curated record
AAAAUUUGUUUUAAUUAUUUUAAUUACACUUUAAUUUUUUUGUUAAAACAGCCUCUUCUUCUCUCACCGAACACCAUUUCUCACUUUUCUCUCUCUUUCCCAUUCUAUCCUUCGAAGAUUCUCUCUCUAUUGUCGUCUAAGGAAAAUUUGAGGGGGAAAAACCCCUCUUUUUUUUUUUCCUUUUCUUUUUUCUUUUUUUGGUUACUCAAAUUUUGAAUUUAUUGAAGAAUUAAGGGUUUGAAUUUAUGUCCUAUAAUCAAUCAAAGUCCGAUAAGAGCGACGCCACAUAUCGACGGACCACCGGCCGAUCCGCCAGCUUCAAUCAACACCGAGGUAACACCGGCGGUGCUUCUUACGUUAAGGCCGGCACCGGCGCCGCCGCGCCUUCUCUCUCCUCUUCUCGGAGUUUUAACAAGAAACCUAAUAAUCAUGCACAAGGUGGACCAUCUAGGGUAAACCCUACCCAGGCGAAUUCAGCCGAGUCUAAUUAUGCUUCUGCAGUCCGAGCAACACCGAAUGGUUCCCAUGUACAGCCGCAAUUUCACGGAGGGUCUGGUGCAUCAGUUACAAAUGCAACUGCCAAGCCAUCUGAAUCAUCAGCUGCACAGAGAAGCACCGUUGUUCCUAAAGCUCCUAUUUCUCAAUCUCCCUCCGUGAGUUCUGAUUCGGUAGCACCUACAACUCCUGUUAAGGCAGGAGAUGCAUCUAAAGCAUUCCCUUUCCAAUUUGGAUCUAUUAGUCCUGGCACUGUGAAUGUGAUGACAAUUCCUGCUCGCACAAGCUCCGCUCCUCCUAAUAUAGAUGAGCAGAAGCGUGAUCAGGCUCGUCAUGAUUCUUCAAGGCCCGUUCUUCCUGUGCCAAUACCUCCUGUUCCAAAGCAGCUGCCAGUGAAUAAGGGUGCAGGUGUGACUGGCCAAUCUAAAGGUGGGGAGGCUCAUACUGGUACAAGGGCAAAACAGGAUACUCAAGUGUCAUCUUUACCCCCAGCUAGCCUGAUGCACAAGCCUUCUGUUAUUCCUCAUCCUGGAAUUUCAAUGUCAAUGCCAUAUCACCAGUCACAGGCACCUGUACAUUUUGGUGCUGCUAAUCCACAAAUUCAAUCUCAUGCUUUACCAAUGCCUUUUCCAAUUGGAAACGCUCCACAAGUGCAACAACAGGUAUUUGUUCAUCCCAUGCAUCCACAAGGAAUGAUGCAUCAAGGCCAAAAUAUAGGUUACGGUCCUCAAAUUGGUCAUCAAUUGCCCCAUCAGUUUGGAAACAUGGGUAUGGGCAUCAACCCACAAUAUUCGCCACAGCAAGGAGGAAAAUUUGCUGUACCUCGUAAAACUACUCCUGUGAAAAUAACUCACCCUGAUACCCAUGAAGAGCUUAGACUUGAUAAAAGGGCCGAUGAUGGUGGGUCAUCAGGUGCUAGGUCUCAUUCUGGCAUGCCCUCUCAAUCUCCAUCUGUCCAGCCGUUUGCUGCUUCUCAUGCUCAUAUAACACCUAACAUUCAGCCACCAAGAAUUAAUUAUGCCGUGAGCCACGGUUCACAAAAUGUUGGUUUUACUAAUUCAUCAUCUCAUACUUCCCAGCCUGACAAUAAAACUGUUACUUCUAUUCCUGGCAAUGUUGUACCACGUAAUCUAGAAUUUUCCCGUGAUGCGCCUAAAGCAAUCUCGCCAACUCUUAUAGGAGUAUCGUCUGUAUCUAUAAAGCCAAGUGGUGCAUCUGAUAAAGUGGACUCGUCAUUUUCCAAUUCCAAUAUUUCUGGUGCUCAAAAGGGUGGAUCUCCUAGUUCCUCAGUAAUAUCUAGUGGUGCUCACCCUUUAGUGCCACAUAAAGGGCCUGUAAUUUGUUCUGAAAUCUCUUCGCCACAAUCUAAUGCUGCAUCUGCUUCUACUGAGAAGAUCACAUCAGCUUCCUUGUUGCCUUCUUCAACUGCUUUUAGUGAGCAUUCUGUUUCAGUAGUAUCCAAUAAUGAAGGCAGAAACAAGGAAUCUCUUAGUAGGUCAAAUUCUUUGAAGGGUAAUCAGAAGAAACUACAGAAGAAAGGCCAAUUGCAGCAUCAGGUGGCUGUACAAUCUUCUACGGUGGCUAAUGAACCUUCCCUACCUGUUGAUGGUGGUAUCUCUGAUUGUGUAGUUUCUGAAGUUGUAGGAAAUAAAACAACCUAUUCUGCAGCAAUUGCUAAAGAAGAUCUAUUAACAACAGUUGCUAGCGCAUUUUCAGCUACCAGUGAGAGCAUGUCUUCUGUUGAAGAAAAGACCAAUGGUUCUACACAGAUUUCUGCUUGUGCUUCAGCUGAAGGACCUGUUACUCAAGCUGUGGAUAGUUUGAACAAUCAUAAAAUUGAUGAGCUAGAUGAAUUAUCCCAGGAGGAUAAACUAUUGAGGCAGAACGAAUUAGUUGGCGAUAAAACUGAAAUUUCAACUGUGCAGAGUGAUGAUACGGCAGACUUCAACCCCCUCAAAAAAGGGGCUUCAGAGUUAAGCACUGGGGUUAUACCUUUGAGGACUGGGCUGCAAGGACAGGAUGAAAUUGAAUCUGCAAGUUGCAACACAGAUUGUGACCGGAUGGCUGAUAAUUUAGGCAUAUCGACUUCUGUAUUGGAUUCUAAAAAUGUCUCUUUAAGCAGAAAUGACAGUGUAGUUAGUAAUGAAGAUACAUCUACAAAUUCUGGCACAUCAGAUCAUCAAUCUUCUGGCUAUCUCGAAACAACAUCAAAACAGUGCAAGGAUAGUUCAGAGGAUUCUGGCACUGGCUCAGAGUCUCUUCCCGCAGCAUCUGUUACUGUGGACAGGCCAAUUUUAGAGCCAAGUAAGGUGAAAGGUACAUCAAAGGGGAAAAAGAAACGAAAGGAAAUUCUUCAGAAGGCAGAUGCUUCUGGUUCAACAUCUGAUCUUUAUAACGCUUACAAGGGACCUGAGGAAAAUAAAGAAGCUGUUGCAACUUCAGAGAGCGCUGCAAAUGUUUCUACUUCUGAAAAUUUGAAGCAGCUGCUGAUGGAUGCUGCUCAGCCAGCUACAGUUGCAAAUGAACAGUCUAGACAGAGUAAGGCCGAGCUUGAGGACUGGGAGGAUGCUGCUGACAUAUCCACACCAAAGCUAGAAGUAUCAGAUAAACCUCAACUGGAUAGCAAUGGAAGUGCAAUUACUGACAAAAAGUACUCUCGAGAUUUCCUUUUGAAAUUUGCAGAGCAAUGCUCUGAUCUUCCUGUAGGGUUUGAAAUCACGGCAGACAUAGCUGAAGCGUUGAUGAGUUCCAAUAUUGGUUCUCAUGUUCUUGAACGCACACAUUCUUCUACUGGAAGAAAUACAGAUAGGUCAGGUGGGGUGACUCGGAUGGAUCGUCGUGGAAGUGGUGUUAUUAAGGACGACAAAUGGAAUAAAGUUUCUGGUGCUUUUCGUUCUGAUUUGCGUUUGGAUGUAAUUGGAGGUAAUACAGGAUUCCGACCUGGCCAAGGAGGUAAUUCUGGUGUUUUAGGGAAUCCACACACACCGACAGCUUUGCCGUAUGGUGGAGCGAUUCUUUCUGGGCCAAUGCAAUCCAUGGUAAAUCAGAGUGGAGUGCAAAGAAAUAGCCCUGAUAGUGAAAGGUGGCAGCGUGCUGCUAACUUCCAGCAGAGAGGUUUAAUUCCAUCUCCUUCUCAGUCUCCUUUGGUGACGAUGCACAAAGCUGAAAAGAAGUAUGAGGUGGGCAAAGUGACAGAUGAGGAACAGGCGAAGCAGAGGCAGUUAAAAGGCAUAUUGAACAAGCUAACUCCCCAGAAUUUUGAGAAGCUUUUUGAGCAGGUAAAAGCAGUUAAUAUUGACAAUGCAGUCACUCUCACUGGUGUCAUCUCACAAAUCUUUGAGAAGGCCUUGAUGGAACCUACCUUCUGUGAAAUGUAUGCAAAUUUCUGUUUUCAUCUGGCAGUUGCAUUGCCUGAUCUUAGUCAAGACAAUGAAAAAAUAACAUUCAAGAGAUUAUUGUUAAACAAGUGCCAGGAAGAAUUUGAGAGGGGUGAAAGAGAGCAAGAAGAAGCUAAUAAAGCUGAUGAGGGUGAGGUGAAACAGUCUGAUGAGGAAAGAGAAGAGAAACGAACCAAGGCUAGAAGACGAAUGUUGGGUAAUAUCAGAUUAAUUGGAGAACUAUAUAAGAAGAAAAUGCUGACAGAGAGGAUAAUGCACGAGUGCAUCAAAAAGUUACUGGGUCAGUGUCAGAAUCCUGAUGAAGAAGAUAUUGAAGCUCUGUGCAAACUGAUGAGUACUAUUGGGGAGAUGAUUGACCACCCCAAAGCCAAGGAACAUAUGGAUGUAUAUUUUGAAAGGAUUAAAUUAUUAUCAAACAACAUGAACUUAUCUUCUAGGUUGAGGUUCAUGUUGAAAGAUACCAUUGAUUUGAGAAAGAAUCGAUGGCAGCAAAGGAGAAAGGUUGAAGGUCCAAAGAAGAUUGAAGAGGUGCACCGAGAUGCUUCCCAAGAGAGGCAAUCCCAAGCAGGUAGGACGGGUCGUGGUAUGGGUAUUAAUGCGGCAAGAAGGGUCCCUAUGGAUUUUGGUUCAAGAGGCUCAUCUAUGUUAUCCUCUCCUAAUGCUCAGAUGGGUGGAUUGCCUACUCAAGUUCGUGGAUAUGGUUCUCAGGAUGCCCGUGGGUAUGAAAGGCAAUCUUACGAGGCUAGGACACUGUCUAUUCCCUUGCCUCAAAGGCCUUUAGGUGAUGACUCAAUAACCUUGGUACCCCAAGGUGGUCUUGCUAGAGGAAUGUCCAUUAGAGGUCCACCUGCAGUUUCAAGCUUUGCUGGUCCUAACGGUUAUAGUACUUCAUCGGAUCGCACUUCAUUCAACCCUAGAGAGGACCUCACAUCAAGAUAUGUUCCGAAUAGAUUUUCUAGUCCAAAUCAAACAAGUGCUCAUGAGCAUAAUAUGAAUUAUGGCAACAGGGAUCUAAGAAAUGCAGAUAGGUUACUUGACAGACCUGUUGUAAUUUCACCUCCUGCUCGAGCACAAGAGACGACAGUCUCCCAGAAUACCUCGUCAGAAAAGGGCAUGUCAGAAGAGCAACUACAGAACAUGUCCAUGGCAGCAAUUAGAGAAUACUACAGUGCUAGAGAUGUGAACGAAGUUGUUUUGUGCAUCAAAGAUCUGAACUCUACAAGCUUUCAUCCUUCCAUGGUUUCUGUCUGGGUCACAGACUCAUUUGAGAGAAAGGAUACAGAGAGAGAUCUUUUGGCCAAACUGCUGAUUGACCUUGUGAAAUCUCAUGGUGGUACCUUAAGUCAAGCCCAGCUCAUCAAAGGGUUUGAAUCUGUUCUAAGUAAUUUGGAAGAUGUGGUUACGGAUGCCCCAAAAGCACCAGAGUUUCUUGGCCGCAUUUUCGCCAAAUCUAUAACAGAGCAUGUAGUCUCUUUGAAGGAUAUUGGGCGGUUAAUACACAACGGCGGAGAGGAACCAGGAAGCCUCUUACAGAUUGGUCUUGCAGCUGACAUUCUUGGAAGCACCUUGGAAGUGAUACAAACCGAUAAGGGUGAUGCCUUCUUGCAUGAGAUCCAGACAAACUCAAAUUUGCAGUUGCAAAGCUUCCGGCCGCCAGAGCCUAUUAAAUCCCGAAAGCUAGAGAAAUUCAUUUAGGGGAUAAGAACGGUGAAAGAUUAAUGUCUUGGUGCUUUUAGAAUACUCCAAUUUGCAAAAAUGUUUUCCUCUGGGAGUGAUGGUGGUGACAAUUUUAUUCUUGGAUUUAUGUCUAAAUAAUAUCUUUACUACAAUUAUGAAAGGUACAGUUAAGCAUCAGACAUUUUAGGCUCAGAUAUAUAACGUUUGUCAUGAGGAGUUUAAUUUUUUUAAAUCAGUAUUGUAUCAUUCAAUCAACUGCCUAUGAAAAUAUAAUGUCGUAUUGAUCUGCAACAAGAUCAACGUGUAUCCAAAAAGUUUCUGUUGUUUAGUCAAAAUACGUGUGAUGAAUGGGCAUUA